Messenger RNA from Salvia miltiorrhiza (redroot sage), 4035 nucleotides. Its product is annotated as extra-large guanine nucleotide-binding protein 3-like. Gene Ontology annotation, cellular component: heterotrimeric G-protein complex. Bases 1321 to 3903 code for a protein of 860 amino acids. The record is from RefSeq and is a predicted model, not a curated record. Gene Ontology annotation, biological process: adenylate cyclase-modulating G protein-coupled receptor signaling pathway. The transcript is spliced from 8 exons. NCBI's taxonomy places the organism in Eukaryota, Viridiplantae, Streptophyta, Magnoliopsida, Lamiales, Lamiaceae. Gene Ontology annotation, molecular function: G protein-coupled receptor binding; G-protein beta/gamma-subunit complex binding; guanyl nucleotide binding.
AUGGAAGGUAUGAUCUUUCAUAUGCCCACAUUAAUUUAUGUUACUAUUCGGAAAAGGUUGGAUUCUUUCAAAGAAAGAAUUUUUAGGCUUUAGUUUAGCCCUCUUAAUUUUUCAACAGCUUUAAGAGCCUAAAAAAGCAGCCUUUACUCUCCCUUUGAUUCGUUCACCGAAGCUUUGUCCUUUUAUCAGAUACACACACACACAACACACACCCACAAAAUUCAGAUUUUAAGUAUUUUGCUUUCUACAAAAGGUAAUUUUUUUUUUCACGCAUUUCUUGAUAUUUUUGCCCCAUCUUAGCUUUUGCACAUGCGUGUUCCUUUUAACUGUUUAGAUUCAUGGAAUGGAGUUGGUUUGAAAAGUUGGAAGUUGGUUUAGUUCCCUUUUAUUUGUAGUGGAAGUAUGACUAUGAAAUUUUCAACCUUUCCUUAUCAAGCUAAUGUAUGAUUUGGAAUUUCAUAAUUCUGAUUAGACGUGCCUAUAAACUAUUAUUGCUCUCUGCUUUACUGGACUCUUAUAUUUCUGGUUGUCUUUAUAUUUUGAUUAGUCUAUGUUAUAGAAUUCUUCCAAUUUUGACUGCAUUUCAAAGAAUUUAUCUGUUUUAACAGUUGAUAUAUUUGGGUUGUGUAGGUUUCUUAGGAGCAGAAAUGUCAAUGGAUUUGAAAUUGGAACUGCAAACUGCUCAUUUUUGUGAACUUUCCUGCAGUUUUUUAUGUGAUUCAAAGUUGUGUUAAGCCCCUUUCCUUUCACAGAUUGUUGGGUACUAUUAGGGAAGCUUCUUUGUUGAAUUUUCAGGACACUAGAUAUCUAGUGUGGUUUGGGAUACUGUUGAACUGUGGCCGUGGUUGAAGAUUGUAUAGAUAGCAAGUUGUUUCGCGCCCCUUUCCUUUCGUAGAUUGUUGAAUAAUAAGCUUCUUUAUUGUCUUUUAGGAAUAUUAUAAAUCUAGUGUGGUGUGGGAUACCGUUGAACUGUGGCCGUGGUUGAAGAUUGUAUAGGUAGCAAGUUGUGUUACGCCCCCCCUUUCCUUUCACAGAUUGUUGGAUAUUAAGGAAACUUCUUUGUUGAAUUUUCAGGAUAUUAGAUAUCUAUUGUGGUUUGGGAUACCAUUGAUCUGUGGCCGUGGUUGAAGAUUGUAUAGAUAACAAGUUGUGUUACUCCCCUUUCCUUCCGUAGAUUGUUGGAUAUUAGGGAAGCUUCUUUGUUGAAUUUUCUGGAUAUUGGAUAUCUAGUGUGGUUUGGGAAACCGUUGAACUGUGGUCGUGGUUGAAGAUUUUAUAGCUAGGCGGCUAGGCCAAUUUGGAACAUUGGAGUGAGAAAAGAUGGAUAAAAAUGGGGGUGAGGAUUGGAGGGAGAUGGUGAGGAAAAUGCUUCCUCCGGGGGCUCCCUUUCCCGAAGAGGAUAGCAUGGAUUAUUCGAUAGCAUUAGAGUAUAAGGGCCCUCCAAUUUCGUAUGAGCUUCCAAGAGUACAACCCGUUGACACGACUGCAGAUGCAGUUCCAGUAGCUGAACCUGAUUCAGAAUCUACAAGUGAAACAGCCCAUGUGCUAGAACCAAUCCGUUUGCCUGUGUCCCGUAUUGCAACAGUCACCUGUCCUCCUAGUCAAAGUCCUAGGAUGUCGGGAAGUUCUGAGUCCGUGGUGUCAGUUUUGCAGAAUGCUGAUUCAUCUUCGCGUACGCCUUCCCCUUCCCCUUCGGCUUCUCUCGGUUCAGUGUACAGUCAGAAAAGUAGUGUCCCUAGAGAGCCUGCUAACGAGGGGAGGAGGGCCACAGUCGUCACCUUUAACACUUUUGAUAGGUCGGAAGGGAGGGUGCCGGAUACGGAGAAACAAGUGUAUCCUGAAUUUGUUGGCGUGACCAAAGAGAAAAAAAAGAAGAGAAAACAAACUAGAUUCUGUUAUAGGUGUGGGAAAGGAAAGUGGGAAACAAAGGAAUCCUGUCUGGUUUGUAAUGCAAAGUAUUGUAGCAACUGUGUGCUCAGAUCAAUGGGGUCGAUGCCGGAGGGACGGAAGUGCGUUGCUUGCAUUGGCGAGCCCAUUGAUGAGCCGAACCGUGCCAAAUUAGGUAAACAUUCGAGGGUUUUGUCACAUUUACUGAGUCCUUUAGAAGUCAAGCAUAUAAUGAGGGCUGAAAGAGAGUGUUCGGCUAAUCAGCUUCGACCGGAGCAGCUGAUUGUGAAUGGAUAUCCUUUGAAACCUGAGGAGAUGGCGGAUCUCCUCGGAUGCCCUCUUCCCCCCAGGAAACUGAAGCCAGGCGUGUACUGGUACGAUAAGGAGUCGGGUCUUUGGGGAAAGGAUGGUGAAAAGCCGGAUAAAAUCAUCAGUUCGAACCUAAACUUCACGGGGAAACUUAGUCCUCAUGCGAGCAACGGGAACACUGAGGUAUACAUGAAUGGUCGAGAAAUCACAAAACUUGAGCUGAGAGUAUUAAAGCUUGCCAACGUGCAAUGCCCUCGUGAUACUCAUUUUUGGGUUUAUGACGAUGGUCGUUACGAGGAAGAAGGCCAAAAUAAUAUCAGAGGCAAUAUAUGGGAAAAGGCAUCAACUCGAUUCGUCUGUUCCUUGUUCUCUUUGCCUGUGCCCCAAGGUCAGCCUCACGGACACAGGGAUGAGCCUAGCAGUUAUGCUACUGUAUCGAAUUAUCUCGAGCAAAAAAAGAUCCAGAAGCUUCUCCUACUCGGCCUUCCCGGCUCCGGAACCAGCACUAUAUUCAAGCAGGCGAAAUUUUUGUACGGGAGCAAGUUUACAACUGAAGAACUGCAGGAAAUCAAGCUUAUGAUCCAAAGCAAUAUGUACAAGUAUCUCAGCAUUCUGCUCGAUGGCCGAGAGCGCUUUGAGGAGGCCGUAUUAGGAAGCAACGGGUUGAGUUCAGAUGAACAGAUCUCUGAAUCGGAGGAAGGUGUCGACUCCAGCGAACAUAGUCAGUGUGUAUACUCGCUCAAUCCGAAGUUGAAGCAUUUCUCUGACUGGCUCCUCGAUAUCAUCGCCACUGGUGACUUGGAGGCGUUCUUUCCUGCUGCAACGCGGGAGUAUGCACCGCUCGUUGAAGAAAUUUGGAGAGAUCCCGCUGUACAAGAGACGUACAAGAGGAAGGACGAACUUCACUUUCUACCAGAUGUCACCGAGUACUUCCUAAGCAGGGCUGUCGAGAUUUCAAGCAACGAGUACGAACCUACGGACCGUGACAUACUUUAUGCCGAAGGGGUGACGCAAGGGAACGGUUUGGCCUUUAUGGAGUUCUCCCUCGACGACCGGAGCCCUAUGUCAGAAACCUACACGGAUAAUUUGGAUGGCCCGUUGCUGUCUCCAACCAAGUACCAACUGAUUAGAGUGAACGCCAAGGGGAUGAACGAGGGAUGCAAGUGGGUGGAGAUGUUUGAGGACGUCCGAGCAGUGGUCUUCUGCGUCGCCCUCAGUGACUAUGACCAGGUGUGGUCCCCACCGGAGAGCAGCGGGGAGCCGCUCCUGAACAAGAUGAUCCAAAGCAGAGACCUCUUCGAGUCGAUGAUCAGGCACCCUUGCUUCAGCGACACCCCGUUCGUACUGAUCCUGAACAAGUACGACCUCUUCGAGGAGAAGAUCAACCGCGUCUGUCUAGGCACGUGCGACUGGUUCACCGACUUCUGCCCCGUCCGGACCCAGCACAGCAACCAGUCCCUAGCGCAGCAAGCCUACUUCUACGUGGCCGUCAAGUUCAAGGAGCUGUACGCUUCACUGACGGGGCGGAAGCUCUUCGUGUGGCAGGCGAGGGCGAGGGACCGGGCCACGGUCGACGAGGCGAUCAAGUACACGAGGGAGGUGGUUAGAUGGGAUGAUGACAAGGAAGAGAACUACUAUGGUGGUGGAGAAGACUCGUUUUACAGCACAACAGAUGUGGACUCCUCGCCCUUUUACCCACAAGACUAAAAUAUGAUUAUACAAUGUGAUUUUUUGGUGAUAUAGAAUGCUUUGAAAUGCAAUUUUGGAUUGUAAAUAGGUGUAUAUUUGUGGGAUUGUGUUGCAGGUUUCAGAUUAUAAGUGUAACAUUAUCCUAUACAA